GUCUGUCUCUCUGUUAGCUUUCUGUAGCCAUCACUCUCUCUCGUCUGCUCUCUGCCUCUUGACAAUGCUGGAGACGUCUGUUUUUAAAUGUGAAAAGACCUCAUGGACAAAGGCUACACGAUGGUUUUGUUUUGUGAUGCUGUUCUUCGUCAUGGGAACUUUAAUGUUCAUUUUCUACAGUUCAAGCCCUCAAGUAUCAUGGCCAUUGAGAUUUUGGACAACAAGCUCAGGAUCAAGCCAAUCUACCCUCAAUGUGUCCAAUAAUGUUGGAAGUAUCUCUCCAGAUGACCCUCCAGCAUCAGAGUACUUUGUAGCAUAUCCUGGAAAGUACCUUUUCAUAGUGGAUGAACCAGAUAGAUGUCAGCAGGAAAGCCCAUUCUUGAUCCUUUUGACCCCAGUAGCACCCCACAACACAAAGGUCCGUGACGUUAUCCGCAACACAUGGGGGAAAGAAACCACAGUGUUGGGUCAAAGGGUCAGCCUUUUCUUCCUGCUGGGAGUAUCUGCACUGGAAGAUGGGACAGGGCCCAUUAAGAAGCAAAUUUUACUGGAAAGCCAAAGACAUCAUGAUAUUCUCCAGAGCAACUUCUUGGACACAUACAAUAACCUCACCAUUAAAACCAUGAUCAUGUUUGAAUGGGUAAUUUCCCAUUGCCCCAACAGUUCCUAUGCCAUGAAGGUCGACUCAGACAUAUUCCUUAAUGUCCACAACCUUGUAGACAUGCUUUUGAAAGCCCCCCGACAUCUCUACAUGACAGGACUGAUGGCAAGGAAUGCUCCUGUUUUAAGAGACCAGAACUCAAAGUGGUAUUUGCCGGUUUCAGCCUUCCCUGAAUCUACAUACCCAAUCUAUGCAAUGGGACUGGGCUAUGUGUUCUCGCUGGAUUUACCAAAGAGGAUACUGGAGGCGUCUGCACACGUUAAAGCUAUUUACAUUGAGGAUGUAUAUGUGGGACUUUGUCUGAGACAUUUGGGAAUCUCACUAACUGAUCCUCCUCACAGUGGUUUGUUCAUGGUGACAAUUCGUCAGAGCAGCUGUUGUUGGACGUCUGUCAUUACAACAAUACUACAGAACUAUAGACAGCUUUUACAUGUGUGGGAGACAUAUCAGACUCAAAUCAAAAGUGGCUGUUAGCCACUUUUUUUUUGUAAUACAGAGACAGAAGCUGUAACGGCCCUAUUGAACAGCACAGUAGUUACAGCGAUACACGGUUUACAUUAUGACUAUUUUUAUUUAUAAGGCCUGGUUCAGACUUUUGAUACUGAAGCGUUGGGUUUGAAAUAUACAGUAUACAUAUAUAUAUAUAUAUAUAUAUUCAAUAUUUAUAUGAAAGCUGAGCAGAUUGUGGUCACAGUGUUUUGGUCUUUCCAAAGAUUGCACACAUCAGUGUCAACAAUUACAGUUAAGUCGUCUGCACUUCAAGCCCC
Molecule: messenger RNA, 1428 nt
Organism: Labrus mixtus (cuckoo wrasse)
Lineage: Eukaryota; Metazoa; Chordata; Actinopteri; Labriformes; Labridae
Product: beta-1,3-galactosyltransferase 2-like
Exons: 4
Coding region: 65-1135 (356 amino acids)
Cellular component (GO): membrane
Molecular function (GO): N-acetyl-beta-D-glucosaminide beta-(1,3)-galactosyltransferase activity
Source: RefSeq, a predicted model, not a curated record